AUGCCAUCCAGGACUCACAAAUCUCAUUUACAGCAACUGACAAUCAUCCUCACGGAAGAUCCACGACCACAAGACCGACAAACCAAUGGAAUCCGAAUCGUAGAUACGGUAAAUGCAAUCACAUUCUUUGAGUCAUAUGAGAGAAGGCAAUAUUGGCAAAAGUUUACUAGUAGUAGUUUCUCCAGUUACUACAAUGUGCUAACUCAUGCCUUGAACGCCAAAGGAGACUUACGAAAGCUUCCGAAAGAUAUACCUUCUUUGAACAUUGCAGAAUUUAUAUUGAUCGGUGCGCUUGAUGAAGAGGAUACCAGGGCUUUUGCGGAGUGUCGAGGAUACGAAACGCAACUAAAGAGGAAGGCUGCUGCUAGGGAUCGCGAACAGGCCAGACGUGAGCGUGAGGAAUCCUUGAAAAAAGCCAAAGCACAGGAGUAUAGAAUUACUCUCGAUGAAUACAUGGCUUUUACGAAAGAAGAAGCUAAGAAAUUAAAGAUUGCACUCCGCGAAGCUGAAAAGCAAUCCUACCUGGCUCAGAUCAGACGACUCAAAGAGCCGUUGACUUCUCGAACUCUAACAGCUCCUAAUCAAAAUGGGGAGGUCCGCGAUCUGGAGAGUGCGCCUCACGUAUUUCAAGCGUUUUUAAGUGGCCGAAAUGAGAGCUUGAAGCCCGGAGAAAAGAAAAUGAAAAACAAAGCCUUUGCUGAGCUUCAAGCAUUUAUACGGCAUGCGAGCAAUGAGCGCAAGUCUAGAAUGAUGGCCAAGGCAGGAGAGCUGGGGCUCUUAGAUAAGAGUAUGCUUGGAAUUGUUCGGGAAUGGAAGGUUGAGCGCAAGGAUGUUGUGGAUAUGGGUGAUGGGGGGAGAGAUGGUGUGGAGUCCCACUAUCGCAAAUCUGAUCCCAAAAAUAAAGAUGCGGAGUUGCUGGGUACAAUACAAAUGGAUAUGACAUUUCUGCGAGAUGAAGGUCUUAUCAGUGUUACCAAACCUCUGCCUAAUAUCCCUUGCCAGGACUUCUAUGACGUGGAGUUAGAGCUUGUGAUGAUUGUCAAUGACCGGAAUUUGAGAUAUGAAGCUCGCUGGCCAGUAGGUGGGAAGGUCUAUGGACAAGGUCAGAUCAGUAUCGCUGCAGCGUUCCGUCCCGGGACUAUGUUCACUCUUGUUGACAAUGUCAAGAUCAUAGGACUGAAUGAUUCUAUCGAGCUUGUUGAAUCAAAAUCUCUGAUCUUCGGGCGAGCGAAUCGUCAUCCCUCGUGUCGUGGAACUUGCCGGAGUAGGAAUCCUUUGACUAGGCGAGACCUCAACCAAAUAUCAGAGGGCUCCCAGCCCGAUGUUGCUGGGACCACACAGACCUCGGACAAUGAAUUCGCAAGUCUAAAUAAACGGGUAUUUACUGAUAUCGCAGAUGAUCGCUUGGACACUUUCCUACAAAAUCGGUUUGGGCCGAGAUAUAGGGGUCGUGUCAUUCAGGUUUAUGACCCAGCAACAACGGUUGGCAAUUCGGCGGAGUUCCGCUUCCUUGAGGAUGCUCCAGUCGAGAUGGGUGUUACCGAACUUUGUGGCUGUACAAUUGUCGUGGUGAUCUCUAACCAGGCAGUUUGGUUUGCACAUUUCUUUGAGAAUAUCUCUUUUGGUGAUGACGAAAUGCUCGAUGAGACAGUCCAAUUUUUCCAGGAUGGAUGGGAUAGUCUCGGGGGAAUUCUUUAUCAAAGCCUUCAAGGAAUUAGCAAUUUCUUUCCUGUCGACGGCCAAACGAGGGCCUAUAUCAUGACACCACAAAAGGAACGAGACACUGCUGUUCCGGAAGGUACUAUUGUUACCGACCCCAAUGUUUAUUACCUCCGGGGGCAAAAUUAUCCCGCGGAGGUUAGGAGACUAAGACAAACGAUCAAAAAUAUCAUACCACGAAUACCAAUUACUGUCUGUACUUAUCCAGCCUUGAACAAAGAGGAUAAACGCCCGCGCAUGGAAGCACUCUUCUAUACAAGACGUGGUAAAGCGUUAUUUCAGUAUGACCCACGCGCUAGGCAAGGCGCUCGCCCCAGCCGCGGUACCCGACUUUACUUCCAAGGGGUUAUUGUUCGCGAUCACUUCUGGACCCCAGAGAACAGAUUGCUAUCAGAAUUUCCAUCAGCACCUCCGCUUUCAUGCGCAGCAAAAAUUUACGACGUGAAUAAGUAUACGUGCUACAAUAAUAACACUUUAUGCCCUGUUCUGGAGGGCAUUCCAACUUUACUUUGUGGGGAUCAAUGCUAUCUCCAGUCACUUUAUACCUGCUAUGAUGAGGCAGUGCUUUGUCCAAUAGUGGAUGGUAAGCAUAGAUUGGCCUGCGGCUUAAGCUGCUAUCUCCCAACAGAAUACAGCUGCAGCAUGGGAGCGUUGGUUCAGCUUUCUGUCCACGACAAUUCCACUCAAUCGACGGGUGAUAUUAUUGUCGUUCCUACAAACCCUAUCACCCAAGCGCCAACAAAGUCACCGAGUCCUUCUCCUAGCAGUGUUCCGGGUGAUCAAAUAACAGAAGCAAUUUUAGAUGGUGUUACAUACACGAUUGGUCCACAGCUAACCACCAUCGUGGAAGGCGACCAUACCGUCACGGUUGGAAACGGAAGCCUUAUAAUUGGAUCGGAUACUAUUACGGUCCCCUCGAUCCAAACUGACCCGGUCAUCCUUACGACUGAUGGUGUCACCAUUACCUUCAAACCCGGUACUCCUUCUAUAACAUCUAGCCGCUGGCCGUCAAGCUCCUUCCCAUCGAGUGAUAUCAUAAUAACAACAAAUACCCCGGUACCAGGUCCAAAUCCAACCUCGAUCAUUCCUAGCUCUACAACGAUCAGCUCAAGUUUAGACCCACCAUUCCCAACACCCACGAGUUUGGUGACCGCAAUUACAGCAUACGAUGGAUCCAGUACGCAGGAAAUCACUUAUACCCCGACUACAUUCAGCCAACUUUCAACACUUACCAGUACAUCCACAAUCACAAUCAAUAUUGGGGGUGUGGUUACUUCAAUUGUUGUUGGUCCUGGCGGCACGGCCUGGUCGCCCGUGACUUCCAGUACAACACUUCCUGGCUUCCCUCCAGUCCCAAUGCCUACAAACCCCCCUGAACCUCAAAGUUCAAGCGCAAUUCCACCAAGAACUACAUCUUCGACUAUAGUCCCAUUCCCUUCGACCCAGUUCCCCCUUCCCAUAGUCACCACCGCCGUGGUUACGUCGGAUAGCCCUGGGGGUCCCGUGAUCACUACCAUAACAGGAACUAUAGAUCCUAGUGGAAGCAUAUCGCCCAUCACCACUCUGUCAACGGCGGCAGCUAUCCGUUCCGCAAGAUCUCUAGCCUCAAAACUCAACAGUGUCUCUGACGUGGUAGCAUCAUUUUCAUCAAGUACCACUGAUUCCUCCAAAGGUAGCUCUGCGACUGCCGCUGUCGAUUCAGCCGAAUCUGACACGAACGGUUUUGGUGGCGGUCUCGGGUUUUCACUUCCUGGUCUAUGCUUGCUAUUCUGCGGCCACGUCAGCAGCGCCGGGUCAAUUCUCGACUCGAUUAAGAGUAUCAUAUCAGCCAUAAUCGAUGGUUCGGCGCGGGAAGAUGCUCUUACAAAACCUUUGAACGACUUGGCGGAUAUUGCCGAUGCAUUGUUCGAGGAUGUAGAAGAAGCAAGUGAAAACGAUAACUCCCCAACAUCUACCAUCACUACUGCACCUUGCAGCACAGGAACUCCUAUCACCAAUUGUGCUAUACUAUGCGCCACAGGCACGUCGUCAGGCUCACCACCUACAACUUCUUGCUUCUCAACAACCUGCAGCGUCGAAAUCCUGUGUACGGGCAGUGCAACAACCUCCACAGCUCUUCGGCCCUACCAGUGUCCUUUGGAAUGGCCCACCACUGGAGGAAUCGAACUUUAUUCAUAUGAAGGCUACACAUCACUGCCUGAAGGUCCGAAACCAACCGACCUUCCGGAGGGGGAUGACAAUGGUGAGCCUAUCACAACCAGUACGACGGCUCCUCCCUCUACUUCUCCAGAUCCCACUCCAUUACCAAGUAGCCCAGAUCCCACUACGAAUAUACUUCCAACGCCAACGCCGGCACCACCGGCACCAUCGCCACCUCCUCCUCCUCCAGUGAUAUGUGGUAACCCUCGGCCUUGCGAUGCGGUUGGGUGUGCCGGAACAGUUGUCAACAACAAAGCAACCUGCAAGGCUGAGUUUGCUAACUGUGACUGCAUCCCAAAUGCCAACACACCUGGGUUCUCAUGCGGAAAUCCUCAAUCUUGUGAAAGUAACAAUUGUGCCGGCAAAUUUGCCAAUGGAAAAGCCACCUGUACCAACGCUUUACCCGGCUGCAUAUGUAACCCAACUACAAGAACGCCAGGAUUCUCAUGUGGGAUCCCACAAUCGUGUGAAGCAAAUGACUGUCGAGGAACCACUGGCGUAGACAAUGUUUCUACCUGUAAAUUCAACUUCGCUGGAUGUAAUUGUAUCGCAAGCAAGAGUACCCCGGGACUUUCUUCAGGCGAAAACCUCAUUUUGGCAGAUUGCGGCAUUGGACUUGGUGCCAACGGCGGUUCUACAUCUCGAGAAAUGAUGUACUUUCCCGGCGACGUUUGGAAAUCUGAUGGCUCAGUCGCUAACAAGCCAACCAUGAUGGUAAAUGUGCCUUGGGAUGGAUCCUAUCCCUGGCGACUCAGCGGCGUGUCAGUCAAAUUCCCCAAUGGAGAUAAAUUCACAGUGACCAUCAAUCCCGGUGUGAAAGACCCCUCACUAUCCGGUUAUGCAAGCCACAUCUACAACGACGUCCCUCUAUACUGUUACUCAUUCCAUAAAGACAAGGUCUACCAGCUCGAUGACAAGAAAUGGUGUUCCUCAGCCUACGUCUGCAACCACAGCAAACCUCCAGUCUUCGACAACAGACCAAGUCCCCCACCCGCACCGCAACCUCCUACGCCUCCACCACCAACACCCCAACCACAAGAAGGUCGCCAAACAGUCUUCACAAUCGACAAAGACUACGUCCGCAUCUACUCCCAAACCGCAUCCAUGAUAUUCUCCCAUCUCCGCACCAAACUCCGCACCCUCGACUGCGACACCACGCCCAUAACCCUGAACGCGCAAUGCAGCAUCUCCUUCACCUGCGAAAAGAAAUCCGGGCCCCUCUGGCUCACCACCCUCGCCGAGUUCCUCAUCACGGAAAUGCCGAAACGGCCCGGGUUCGCUAAUGUAGAGGAGUAUACGUAUGAUGGGGUUUGUAAGAAGUGGGAUUCGAGACCGGGGCAUGAGGGUGAGUGUUUGGCGUAUACGACGAAGACGGAUACUUAUUUGUAUGUGCCUGAGACGCUGGAUGUAAAGGUGCAGGCGGUGAGGGUGGCGGAUGGGGGGGUGUUGAGAACGGAGAGUAGUAUGGGGUAUAGGAUUGCGUGUAAGGAGAGGACGGAGGAGUGUAGGUUGUGUAGGCUUUUGAAUAGUGCUGGGGUUGCGCCGUGGGGGGGAUUGUUGUAUACGAAUUGCGAGAAGGGGUGUAGUUGA
This is a messenger RNA of Glarea lozoyensis ATCC 20868, 5508 nucleotides long. RefSeq lists its product as uncharacterized. The transcript is spliced from 9 exons. Gene Ontology annotation, molecular function: carbohydrate binding. The record is from RefSeq and is a predicted model, not a curated record. NCBI's taxonomy places the organism in Eukaryota, Fungi, Ascomycota, Leotiomycetes, Helotiales, Helotiaceae. The coding region runs from base 1 to 5508 and encodes 1835 amino acids.